AUGAUAGGAUUAUUUGUAGUUGAAGCUAUUGUAGGAAUGCGUAAAAACCUUUCGAAAAUAGAGUAUCAAGUCAAAUGGCUUGGCUAUUCCAAAGAUGAAAAUACAUGGUAAUUUGUAUUUUACUAAGAAACAACCCUGUAGGGAAUUACAAGAAAACUUAGUCUAAAAUUGCAGUGAUCUCAUCAACCAAUAUCAUUAAAACCAAUUUUUUCAAAAAUUCAAAGGUCUCAUCACUGAUUACUAAGAGAUCAAGGGAAGUCUGAGAACUGACAAGCCUUUCCAAAUUGUUAGAGAAUUUGAAACUCAAUUUUUAGUUAAAUUUAUUAAUUAAUUUAGAUUGCCUAUUAUCCAAGGAAAAAUAGGUUUGUCGGUUCAUCUCUAAUUAAUAAAUCAGAAGCUCCCAUAGACCUAUUAUAAGAAUUUUAUUGUAAAUAGGAGGAAGAUACAAAAUAACAAGAAUACAACAAUUAAUAAAUCGGUUGCGUUUUAGAGUUUUCUGAAAAAUAAUCGUACGUUGUUUUGUUAGAAUCUAAGGAAAGAGUGUUUGUUGACAACCAAAUAAUUAUCGAUCGAUAACCAGAGCUUUUACUCGACUAUUUUGAAAAUAUGAAUUGGAUCACCACAUUAGAAUGA
Paramecium octaurelia is the source of this 633-nucleotide messenger RNA. The record is from the annotation of a GenBank genome assembly. Lineage: Eukaryota; Ciliophora; Oligohymenophorea; Peniculida; Parameciidae.